AUGGAGCAGGCUGGCGAGACCCCUGCUGUCCCGAGGAUCUCGAGGGCGCUAUCCAUGCCGCUUCCAUCGCAGCUAGGUCCGUUCCAGCAUCCACGACGACUCGCAUAUACAAGUCCCAGAGGCGCGUCGUUCGUGACCGAGCCAGCGCGAGAACCAGCUCACCUCGAGGAGCUCUCGCUGGAACUCGCUGACUCUGUUCAGAUGGUCAUCCAGACUCUGCUUCAGCUCUCUCCUCCCCAAGUGCUCGAUCCUGCGAAGGAGCAGUUCUCCGCGUGUUCGCUGUCCAUCCCCACGCCUUCGGUGUCCGCUAUGUUCACCUCCAUGAAGAACCUAAACUACAUGUCGGCCAACAUGUCCACUUUCAGCGUAGACCCGUCUGCAUCUGCGCAGAUGGCCAGCAUCGGGCGGCCUAAAAACGAAAGUGGCUCGGCCACCUAUGUCGACUUCGAUGUCGCGGAGAUGCUGCAGAGCGUUGGAGACGCGCUCAGCGGGGUCGCGGCACAGGCGGGCGUGGACUUGGUUCUGUUCCACGACGACCUUGGCAUGCGACAUAUCGCUGUGAAGGGAGACGAAAGCGGCCUAUCCUAUACCCUUUCCCAUGUUCUUCGCCAAAUCAUCAGCGUCGCGAAUCACGGCGACAGCAUAGAGGUUGGCCUUUAUAUCGACAGUGUCAAGGGUCCUCUUCGUUCCCCCUCUCCAGGCUUGUCACCGAGGUCAAAUUCACCAUCUUCCGACUUCGAAACGGGACCUCUACGCUGCAGCUUCCACAUUGCGCAUCGAUUCGGCAUGGCCGAUGCUCCUUCCCCCAUGGUCGAUUCAGGCACACUAGAUCCCAAAGACGCGCACGUCCCCCCUUCGCGCAAUCAGCCUUCCUUCAAGUCGCUCAUCCUCCGUCGUCUCCUGCAACACGUUGACGCACAACUGGAUGACGUCCCCACCAAGGGAUCUUUUGUAGGGCGCUGCUGUGUGCUUGCCACGACGCUUGAUCGAGGGUCCCCUUCAGUGGUCGAUCCUGCCGUUCACCUCUCACCCGAAGAGGCUUCCUAUAUAGGCUACCCCGCCGACAUGCGCAUAUCCCAUGAGCCCACCUUGGAGCAGUUGACACAGUUCGCUGAAUCGCUGAAAGGUCGGAAGGUUACGCUGAUCGCUCAUUCCAAAGGGUCUUUCGCCCAGCAUCUAACAAGCUAUCUCACCGCUUGGGGCAUGGAUGUCAGCCACGUCUCUACGGAGUCAGACGCAGAUGGUCUUUCAGAAGCUGGAGAGGCGAGUCCGGACCACAAGCCGAGUGCUACACGGGAGGGAGUCCCUUCAACAAUCCCGGAGGCCACUACUGCACCGACGUCUCCUACACCUGGCUCACCUCCGACGGCCGACCCUUUUAUCUUGAUCGACGACGACGUUCCAGCGCUUCGUACACGCUUGCAGAAGCUGCGCACUGAACAGGCUUAUCCCCUCAACUUGCACACACGUAAACGACCGUCGCUUGCAUCAAACCACAGGCCACGAUCGUCUCCUCAAGUCACUCGCGUCAUAGGCUUGUCUUCUCAGACGACGCAGCUCGCCCCUCAGGUCGUCAUCGUUCACUUCACGUCCCUAGCCAACUUCAAGCUGGUCAAGGAUGCCGUCCAGUCGAUGAUGGUGCCCGGCAACUCCUGGACGCGGUUACCAGAGGUCAUCGUUGUCCCCAAGCCCGCGGGUCCCCGUCGCAUACUGACGGCGUUACACACGGCUGUGACCAAGCCCGUGGUGGACCCCUUCUUCGCACCCAUUGCGACGUCCCCGGUCAGCCCGAGUUUCCAUCCUAUGUCCCCGCUUUUCUCUAUGCCUUCCGCGCAACGUUCCCCGGGCGGCCGAUCGACUGGGAGCCUCCGGACAGGUUCCGAUCGUUCGACAAGGUCUCCAAAGGAUGUCCUGGAAACUGUCAACCUCGCGCCAUCGUCGCCUCUCGGCAUGUCAGACAAUAUUGAGUAUUUCUCUGACGCGGCGUCCAAGCUCGGCAGCUCUCCUGCCUCGGGUCUAGUCAUCCAGAGUCCCGACGGUCAGCCGGCCGGCAUCUUCUUCCACCCGAAAUCCAAGGGCAAGAGCAACGUCGUCGAUCGUCCCCAGGCAGAAUCAUCGGGCUCAAUUUCACGACCCAGGGGCUCUAGCUACCGCCGGUUGUCCGACGCCGAGUCGAGGAGGGGUCUUUCCAUCCCUCAAGGCGGCGAAUCGCAUCGUCGCGGGACACGUCUUCCCCCGACGCCGGAGGCGCCGCCACAAGAGCCUGUCUAUGAAGUCGGGACACCUAACGCGGCCGUCAAGGGCAAGCCUCGUGCCUCGUCGAUCAGCGAGGCCGUCUCACUCGAAGCCCAGCCUGCGGCAACGACAUCCGCCGAGCAAGCGCCCUCUCCAACAGCGCCCAAGCUGUCUAGGAGGACAAGCCAAGAUCCGCGACACAGUCCCCCACUCUCGCCGCAGACUCGGACACCUGGCGCCUCCACCACGCGUCGGCCGUCCAAGCGACCGACGGCGGAGUCUUCUGCGUCCGCGCCCGCAGCCAUUCCGAAGAAAGGCACGCGGGGCUCGGAAAACAAUAUCGUGCCUCCUAUAAGCGUUCUCAUCGUCGACGAUAAUCCUAUCAACCAAACCAUUCUGUCUACGUUCAUGAAGAAGAAAAAGAUCAAGUACGACGUCGCGAAGAAUGGCGAGGAAGCGGUCCAGAAGUGGCGGUCGGGCGGCUUCCAUCUCAUCUUGAUGGACAUCCAAAUGCCAGUCAUGGACGGUAUACAGGCCACGAAGGAGAUCCGGCGGUUUGAGAAAAACAACGGCGUGGGAGGCUUCCCGUCUACGCCCCAAUCCGAGGGUCAGCAGACACCAUCGGAGGCGUCGACUUCGGAUACACGGUCAUCGUCGACGCCAUCGUACAGAUCCUCGGUUAUCAUCGUCGCCUUGACCGCGUCUUCGCUGCAGAGCGAUCGUGUAGCGGCGCUCGCAGCUGGGUGCAACGACUUCCUGACCAAGCCGGUGUCGCUUCAUUGGUUGAACAACAAGAUCAUCGAAUGGGGUUCGAUCAAGGCGCUACAGAUGUGGGCAGACAUCCGGCCGGAAGUGGUAAGGAGCAUCACCACAGGGCAGGCAGCUCAGGCCCGGACAGUAGCCAGCCGGCUGCACGUACCGGAGGGGCGCUCGACCCCUCUUGCCCCGCGGAGUCGCUCGCCGUCGCAAGCACGCAAGUCUCCCCUGGACGCUGCGAAGGCUGCGGCCGAGUCUUUGUCGCGGGCCGACCGUGGUUCUGCGACGCCGGUGAGCGAUAACUCACCGAGGGUGUCGCCCCCGGCGACGAAUGGACACACCGAGUCAGGCCCGAUCCUUGCUGGUAAGAAUAGUGCGGAGCUUGAGGCAUUUGCGCUGGAGAUAACGUUGCCAUUUACAGUGUCUGCUACUGCACCCGACGCACAAAGUGAAGCGCUUCCCGAGGCCCGCCCCGUGGUCCACGAUGCCCGUACGUAG
Molecule: messenger RNA, 3489 nt
Organism: Trametes versicolor FP-101664 SS1
Lineage: Eukaryota; Fungi; Basidiomycota; Agaricomycetes; Polyporales; Polyporaceae
Exons: 4
Coding region: 1-3489 (1162 amino acids)
Biological process (GO): phosphorelay signal transduction system
Source: RefSeq, a predicted model, not a curated record